AUGGACCACAUUCACACUGUUUCGAAACUCAUCGAGGUAUCACGAGAGUACAAGGUGCCGCUCUGUCUUACCUUCAUCGACAUAAAGAAGACCUUCGAGUCAGUUGAGACGAAAGCGGUCGUGGAAGCCUUGGACAACCAAGGCGUCCCUACUCAGUACAUAAAGGUACUUCGAGAGUUGUACAGUAACUUCACGACCGGAAUUUCGCCAUUCUACAAGAACAUCAUCAUUGACGUGAAGAAGGGGGGUCCGACAGGGUUAUACAAUUUCACCCAAAAUAUUCACAGCCACCCUCGAGAACGCAAUGCGAAAGUUGGAAUGGGACGACAUGGGAGUGAAGCUGAAUCUACAAAAGAUCUGGGUCGGGAAUUGAACAUGAUGAACGACCUGACCCCCUUGCUGGGCAGGAGAAGACGAGCGGCUUGGGGAGCGUACAAGAGCAUCAAGGAUGUAGUGAAGAAGACCAGGAACACCCGGCUCCGUGCUCACCUCUUCAACACCACCGUACUUCCUGCUUUGACCUAUGCUUCGGAAACCUGGGCAUUUCGCAAGCAGGAAGAAAACGCGGUGAGCGUCAUUGAACGCGCAAUUGAGAGAGCGAUGCUAGGGGUAUCCCGUUUCACACAAGUGAGGGACGGGAUUCGAAGUUCUCUCCUACGUCAGCGGUCGAAGAUUAGAGACGCCGCCGCGUUUGCCAAGGAAAGUAAAAUAAGGUGGGCCGUACACGUGAUGUGCUUUAAUGACAAUCGUUGGACCAGAGCCGUGAGCUAUUGGGUUCCCCGCGAUAUUAAGCGCACUAUAGGAAGACCGCCGACCCGAUGGUCAGAUUUCUUCACGAAGUCCUUCAAAGAAAAAGGUGAUGCUCUUCGUGUCCCACGCGAAAGGAGGAACCACUGCGCUACUCUGGCACGCGAUCGGGACAAAUGGAAGUAUUACUGGCGCCCGCUCGACCAGUUCGAAGAUCAACGGGAUUCAAUUAAUCAAGGUAGUAUUUUUCAUGAUGUCGUGCAAAGCGAAGGUGGAUCACUGGAUACUCACGAUGAUCUUCAGCUAGGAGCUGCAGCAAAUAACCUUGGUGGUGUCGGCGAUGCACAAGAAAGCUUCACGUUGGAGCCAUUAGAAGCAGGUGCUCUCGAUCGUCAGCAGGAGCGGAGAAGAAGAAGGCGUCGUCUAAUUAUUGACGAUCAGAAAAAUAUUAGUGGUGAUGAAAUGAAGGCCAAUAUGGCAGACUAUUCAGACACGCUGCAGUCGCUCGAUCUUGCACCACCUACUCGUCGACUUAUGCGCAUGAAGGAAUCUGGGACAGUAGAAAAGUUAUUUCAUCUUCCAGGCUGUGUUUUCAUGAAGGCUAAACCUCUUGUUCGGCUGUAUCAGUCUCAUUUGGUGAUGAGAGCUCGUGUGGAGGAAGAUAUCUUGAAAGCGGACGAGAUAAGAAGAGAGAUGGACAUGUCUGAGACCAUUGAUGAUGACAUACCAUAUAACAUCGAGUCAGUUUAUGGCGAUGAUUAUGAAGACAUUGGUCCAGUCCAGUUCGAACCUCUUGGUGCCGAAUCACCUACACCAAUGGUCGCCGAUUUGCAAAUCCCUCUGGAAGAAUCCCAGGUUAAAUACGCCGAAGAAUAUUAUCCACUUAGUGAGAAGAGGAGACGGAAAUCUGAGGUUCGAAUUGCUGAGGAAGAAGAUGCUGUAGAAGGCGAUGAAGAUCAUCGUUGGUCGAAGCGUACCCAGAACGUGCUAAAUAUCAUUGGGGUAAAGCUUCGUUUAACAGACGAAACUCAGAUUGUUCUCAGUGACCUUCUUACGAAAGGAUCUACUAGAAAGACUGCAGCCCAGAAGUUUUACACACUACUAGUGUUGAAGAAAUCUCAGGCAAUCAGCGUGGAACAGCGGGAACCCUAUGGAGAAAUUUUCAUAUCCGCUGGACCCAAUAUCGCUCAAACAUUGGCAAAAUGA
Messenger RNA from Necator americanus (New World hookworm), 1953 nucleotides. RefSeq lists its product as uncharacterized. Gene Ontology annotation, cellular component: cohesin complex. The coding region runs from base 1 to 1953 and encodes 650 amino acids. Gene Ontology annotation, molecular function: chromatin binding. The record is from RefSeq and is a predicted model, not a curated record. The transcript is spliced from 9 exons. Lineage: Eukaryota; Metazoa; Nematoda; Chromadorea; Rhabditida; Ancylostomatidae. Gene Ontology annotation, biological process: sister chromatid cohesion; replication-born double-strand break repair via sister chromatid exchange.